AUGGCCAAGGUCGUCACAUACGAAGAGCUCAAGGCACACUCUACCAAGGACAUUUACGAUGUUACCAAGUUCAUCGACGAGCAUCCAGGAGGUGACGAUGUGAUUUUGGCCGAGGCUGGUAAAGACGCAAGCCAGAUUUUUGAAGAUGUUGGCCACUCUGACGAGGCCCGUGAACUCCUCCCUCACUUCCUUGUCGGAGAUUUCGAGAAGGACGGCGCUCUGAAAAUCAGCGACACCAAGAUGUCCGGCUCUGGCGGUUCAGCCUCUAGCGCCGCCCUGAAAAUCAGUGACACCAAGAUGUCCGGCUCUGGCGGUUCAGCCUCUAGCGCCGUUGAGCAGGGUUCAAACUUGAUGUGCUUUACUGCAGUGAUGUCAUCGCUCGCCAUCGCAGUGGAAACCAUGAGCAAGAAUCUCAGCGCACCCCUGGUUCCCCCUCCUGUCUCUGACUUUGCGCGUGCCGUUGAAGUCAUCAGCGAGGCCACGUACAUGUCAGAUGAUGACAAGUUGAACAUGACACAGUUGUUCAUGAAUAACAAAGAUGAGGCCACUGCAUUUUUAUAUCUCAGGGGUGAAAAUCUGAAGGCUAAUUGGGUGCAGAGGAAGCUGGCUGCAAUUCGCUACAUGCAUAUUAAUUGA
Molecule: messenger RNA, 636 nt
Organism: Suillus clintonianus
Lineage: Eukaryota; Fungi; Basidiomycota; Agaricomycetes; Boletales; Suillaceae
Product: cytochrome b5-like heme/steroid binding domain-containing protein
Exons: 7
Coding region: 1-636 (211 amino acids)
Cellular component (GO): membrane; intracellular membrane-bounded organelle
Molecular function (GO): heme binding
Source: RefSeq, a predicted model, not a curated record